Pocillopora verrucosa is the source of this 1537-nucleotide messenger RNA. Lineage: Eukaryota; Metazoa; Cnidaria; Anthozoa; Scleractinia; Pocilloporidae. The record is from RefSeq and is a predicted model, not a curated record.
AGUAUGGAAACAAGUCAGUGGGAGUGUUUAUCAUGAGGACUGAGGACUACCUUACUGAUUUUUAUCCCACUUUUCAAUCAAUUCUGAAGUUGAACUAUUCCCUGGCUGCUGUAAAUAAUGAAGCAAAUGAAUCAGGGUUGUUUCUUACAGGGAUGUCUCAAUGUCAACAAACAUUGUGCACAAGAUAAGGCAUUUGUUCAAAAGUGAGGCAAGAGAAUGUCAGACAGCAAGGACUUACUAGACUCUGAUGUACUCAUCACUGGCAUGGUGAAUAGAUGAAAUCAUGGAUAACCUGCAACAACUUCAAAAUCAUGUUACAGCUGAAAACUUCAGCAAUACAAUCGCGAGGAAUGAACUGGCGCCGCAUUCACCUUGGGGUCCAAUGACUAUCAUCAUAGCGAGUUUCCUCGUCAUGGUCAUAUGCCUUGCCACAGUUGGUAACCUUGUGGUAUGUCGGCUUGUCUGGGUUUGUCGGCGCGUGCAGAUCCCGUCACUGUACUUUGUGGCCAGCAUGUCAUUUUCUGAUUUCCUCACGGGUUUGCUGGUUUUGCCGCUAAGUUUGGGCUACCAUAUUAGUUAUCAGAAUACAGGUCGAUGGACUUUUGGUCGAUUCACCUGCGACCUCUAUUUAUUCCUGAACUUUAUUCUGUGCAGCGCCUCCAUAUACAACUUGUGUGUGGUCGGCGGAGACAGAUACUUGGCUGUGACUUCACCACUAAAUUAUCUGUCACGCAUGAACGAAAGCAGAGUCAAGCAAAUUAUCGGAGUGUCCUGGUUUUGCGCGCUGCUACUAGCCGGUUUCGUCACGUACGGCACGCAUGCUUCCAAGGAAAACGGCGUCAACUGUUCGAUCUGGGGUUUGCGAUAUGAGUACUCUGUUUUUGUACUUGUGAUAGCUUAUAUUCUACCGGUAUUUUUUCUCGUAUUCGUGAAUAUGAAGGUGUUUCUCAUUGCGCAUGCUCAUAUGACCAGAAUACACGUGCAAGAGAUAUCCCUGGCUCCUGUUUCGACGUUUACGGAGAACGCGCUGAGUCAAGAAGGAGAACCUAAGAAAACUAGUCAAAGAGCACGACUGAAACGGGAGAUCAAAAUAUUCAAAACAUUUCUCAUUGUCACAUGUACUUUUCUGAUUUCCUGGACACCAUUUGUCGUGAUUCUCUUAAUAGAUUCAAUCUCACCUGUUCCGAAUCUUAUCAGACACUCCUCGAUCAUCCUUUUAUACUGCAACAGUGCUCUGAAUCCAUUCAUAUACGGCUUUUUUAAUUCCGAGAUAAGGAAGGCAUGGUCCGAGAUUUUUAACUGUAAAUGUACUGUACCUUUUAAGAGAUAGUGGCAGAGCGGAAUAAUUUUAAUAAAUUAAAACUUGUUUGGAUCAUAUUCACUGUGGGGUGAAAAGGUGGGCGCUAAUACUUUUAUAUAAGUUUGCAUAUCUUCAGCAGCAUUAUUCCCCUGACAACAGAAAGUCAAGUAAAAACUUUUUUAACUAUUCCCAUAACUGUGUUCAAUAUCUGAAACGGAUCCGAUGAAUAAAGGCGUA